AUGAACUCUUUAAUCACUGCUCGCGGGCCCGACUCAAUUCAAGGAGCAGGUUCUCCCGCAUCAUCACCACUCAUUGCGGCUUUCAACGGCGUACAAUUGACAGGGCUAGUCCUUCUCUUGGCUGUCGUUUUGACUGCUUGGUUGGCACCGACUGUUAAACGAUCCCCUGCCUGGUACAACGUUAUCAUCUCUUGGAUCUUCUCCUCAUCCUCCUUCCUUCUGCUCAUGGGACGGCAAGCGGGACCUAGUCCUCCGUUUGGACUAUGUCUGGUUCAAUCCAUGUUCAUUUAUGCGGCUCCUGCAAUGAAUGCGUGUGUCUGCCUCUGUUUCGCGCUUGAGCUUUUCUUCAGCGUAUUCGGCGCUACCACUCAGACCCGAACAUCAUUUAAGUGGAAGUUCCUUAUUGUGUCUCUCCCAUACGUGACAACAUUCUUGGUUUGCCUGGAAGUCUUAACGAUCGGUUUAAUCAACCGAAACUUAGUCGAGCGAAAUGCGAUUGGGAUGUAUUGUCAUCUUAGCAUAUCAGCGCCUUCGAUAGUCACAGGCGUCAUAGUCAUCUUUGUCAUGAUAUCCGUAUUGCCUGUCGUCGCCGUUGUCAUCUUCAUGUUCAUACGGAACUGGAGCAACUUCCGAACUCUUUGCGCUGAGGAGAAUGGGGGAGUACCGCGCAGGAUGAUGAUACGGUUUGGGAUAUUCUGCAUAUUGCCACUUCCCAUCGUCACCAUAUCGCUGGUUAGUUGGCAGUUCUCUGACAGAAGUCCUAGCGCUGCUCCCUUGGCCAUAGUAAUCGCCACCCUCCCAAUCAUGAUCGCUUUGAUAUUUGGGACACAAUGGGAUAUACUCCAUGUCUGGAUGUUUUGGAAACGACACCCCCAUCCCGUAUAUCCUAUGUCCCCAGUCAAGCCGCUAGCCGCUCCGCUGUCGAGGGAGGAGAUAGAGUUGGAUAUCAAGCCCAGUCUCUCUAAUGUGUAA
Messenger RNA from Pleurotus ostreatus (oyster mushroom), 972 nucleotides. RefSeq lists its product as uncharacterized. The record is from RefSeq and is a predicted model, not a curated record. Bases 1 to 972 code for a protein of 323 amino acids. Lineage: Eukaryota; Fungi; Basidiomycota; Agaricomycetes; Agaricales; Pleurotaceae. The transcript has 11 exons.